This is a messenger RNA of Ostertagia ostertagi, 1062 nucleotides long. The record is from the annotation of a GenBank genome assembly. Lineage: Eukaryota; Metazoa; Nematoda; Chromadorea; Rhabditida; Trichostrongylidae.
AUGGCAACAACGAAGGAGGAGGAGAUGGAGUGCGAUGAGACUGUUCAAAGUGAAGUCGAAGAGAAGGUUGAGAGCAUUGAGGACAUUAAAAUACAGAACGGUAUUUUCAAAUACCGUGUUCGAUGGGUUGGCUGCAAACCUAGUGAAGACACGUGGGAACCUGAAGAGAGUUUCACCGUAAGGCCUUGUUGGAGGAGUUCCGAGAAGCACAUAAGGAAAAGGUUGAGCAGCUUCUCAAGGCCGACAAACUUGAUGAAGGUCAUUCAGAAGCGAGAAAAGCCAGGCGAACAAAGCGUGGUCCUCGAUGGGAAUAUGCUAGCGGAAAUAGAAAGUAGCAGUUUGAAGCCACGAGAACUUCAGGCCGAUGAUGUUUUCUACGGAAAACCGGCAGCGGAAUUGGCAGAUGCGCCUAGUGAAUUGAAGAAACUUUUUGAUCCUACUCACAAGAAUACAGCUACUGAAUUAUUCCUUACCACAGAUCGUCGGGUAGAAGGUCACAGAAGUCAUGACAUACGAAGACACUUCACGUGGUUCAGCGAAGCCCUUACUCCUCAACCAGCACCAAAAGGACGUCAAAGGAAAGGAAAAGCGCCACCUCAAAGGGCCACAAAACGGAAAGCCGCUGAACGAAAGAAGGAAUCUGAGACUGCAGUUGAAACCGUGGUUAUCGCUUCAUCUAGUGUGGCUGAAAAUCAGGCUUCUACACCGUCCUCAUCUGACAAACCUCCGAUUGUGCUGAAGCUUACUUUGAAGAAAGCCGACAAGCCUGCAAAGAAGGAAAAGCGCUCUUCAUCUGAGAAGGCACCAAAAGAGAAGAAGAAAAGAGAGAAGAAAUCUUCGUUGGAUACUGUAACCUCUCCGCCGCCGUCACAAGGGAAGGAUGCUGUUCAGCCUGAGAAGUCAUCAAGUCAGGAAACUGAAAUGGAGGUGGAUCAGCCAUCAUCUCAGUCGGCGAGUAAAGCCGCACCUGUCUCAGAAGAUAAUGCCACAGAAGGCAAGCCGAAGACCUCACCAGCAUCGAUGCAAAACUCCGAGUCAACCUCGAAACCGACGCCGGUUAUG